CUGAAACGAUAACUAUUCCCAAAUAGGACAUUUGCUAGGAGGAGGUGCCAUAUCAACAUUUAUACUACCUAGUCUUCUGCUUCUCUUCCUCUUUCUUUCUUUCUUUCUUUUCUUUUCCAGACAUCAUUGAAUAACUCUGUUACACCAUGACGCCUACAACGAUUUGGAUGCUUGGGCACCCAGCAGUCAUUUCACGCAACGAGUCGCAACACUUGGAAGAUGCUCGCAUCAUUCCAUGGGGAACAACUCGUUCAGGAGCGAGUUUCAGGGCCCCGCCACCCCCAGUUCCGUCUACAAUCCCGCCGCUGCCACCUCCUCCUGUAACGACUUCUGUGAUUCCGCCGAGCUUUUUGGAUAUUUCAAGCAGCGAUGGCGAAGAUUCAGUCUCCUCCGAAGAAGAGGAUAAUGAAUUACUGUCCCAGGACAGUAAUUUGUUGUCCGAUUUUGUGUUGGAGUUUGAUAAGCUGACGCUGUUUGAUGCCUCUGAAGAGCAAAUCGGGCCUGGAAGUCCAAGCAGUGAUGGUGAAGGCAUUGGGUUUGAUCUCCCCCUCGGGACUCCGGUGACACACACUCAGUUUUGAAGUGCUGAGGUGGAGGUUCCGGGAACUUCUAGGAUGGAGUCUAGUACUCCGGAGGAGGUCCCGGAAAUACCUUCGUCUGGUAGCCCAAGCUGAGUGCCAGAAACUCCUGUGGCAGUAUCUCGUGCACCAUCUGAGGAGCUUGCAACUCCUUCUAUGGUGUCUCGUGCUCUGUCAGAGGAGCCUAUUCCGGCAACUCCUGCUGUUACUGCUAGUAGGCCAGCUACAAGCGCUCGGAUCCGCAGGUUGACCCUUGAGACUUCUGCGGGGGAAGAGACAAACUUGGCUGCAACCAUUCCUAGCGGGGCUAAACCGGUGACUCCUUCGAGAGCCACCUAUCUGGCUGCUCAACGAGCAGACCAGCCACGCCUGCAGUGGAACUGGCCUCUUCGGGGCAAGUCGGCGAC
Molecule: messenger RNA, 985 nt
Organism: Aspergillus saccharolyticus JOP 1030-1
Lineage: Eukaryota; Fungi; Ascomycota; Eurotiomycetes; Eurotiales; Aspergillaceae
Exons: 2
Coding region: 147-581 (144 amino acids)
Source: RefSeq, a predicted model, not a curated record